AUGUCUCCACAAAGUGCAGUGGGCUCGCUGGUCUUCUUCACUAGCGCCCUGAGUACCGCUUCAACCUUUCACCAGGUUUUUACUCGUUCCAACAAACCUCGCGCUUUGUCAGUGGGUUCCGCUCCGCCCUCUCCGGUAAUCUCUCCACAAAAAUCUUCUCGCGGUCGCUUUAGAUGGUUUAAAGCAAAGAGAAAAUAUACUCCUCCGCCAACCGCGGUCCAUCCUCACGACGACGAUAUGUCAUCAAUAUGCUCCGAACCUGAUAUGUAUUUGGGAAAACGAAGGACAUUAUCAGUCCCCGACCUGCCUAAUUGGAAGUAUUCGCCAAUGUCGGCGUCACAAUCUACAUUUGUUCACACCAGUCUGGACGAAACCUUGCAGGAAGAAGACGAAGAAAUUGAGGAUUGGGAUUCAAUGAUCGCUGCCGAGGAGCAAAAGUCGUCAAAUCUGUUCAGCAGAAGACCUUCUUUGCCUCCUAUACCCUUCUCGUUUCCGCUCACCAGGGGAAAGGCGGAGAAAAGGAGACAUAAUAGAUGCAAGUCUUUACCGCAGAUACCUAUGCAGGAUUUACCCGAUAGUUUGUAUCGGAAGCCAAAACAGCGCGAGAGUUGGGAUGCUUUUUACGUCAUAGAAACACCAGAGAUCCCCGUUCCAGAGGUUGUCGAAGAAUCUCAAAUCUUUAUUCGUAUGGACAUGUUCAACAUACUCGACUUUAAUUCUCAGAUAAAAGCACUCGAAACUCUUCGUCAACAAAAGCGUACCCUGACCGAAUCCAUCCAGCCAGCCUCCAGAUGCCUCGGCAACACUCUGCGCUCACUUAACAACACCGAGCUAUGCUACGAUACACUUGAAGCCAAAUAUCAGAGUUACUGGGAAGAAGCCGAUGUUAUACUCGAUCUCAGCGAUGUUGCGGAAGACCAGACUCACAUAUUUGGCGGAAACCGUAGCACUCACGUCAUCGAACGCACGCCGUCAGAGCGACAUUUUCACGUAUUGAAAAAUAUCAUCAAAUCUGAACUGGGAGAUGACGCGUCAAAGGUUAUCCAUCAAUCGAAAGAAACAGAUGACGAUAUGAUGGAAGAUAUAAUAAUCAACGACGAUGAUUCCGACAAGGAGAAUAAAUCGUUUGAUGAGGAGAAGGUUGACGAAAAGAAAAGGCGGAGGGAACGAUUGAGAAUAUCGGUGGAUAUGGUGCCGUGUCUUAUUGGUCGUUUGAAAAAGCUGCGGGAAAUCCUUUCAGAGAAUAUCAAAGAAUUAACCGUGCUUGCUCAGGCAGAGGGUUGUGGAGUUGAAUGCAUUAGAACUGAUGACGGGAAUUUGAUUGCCAGUUGA
Molecule: messenger RNA, 1332 nt
Organism: Paraglomus occultum
Lineage: Eukaryota; Fungi; Glomeromycota; Glomeromycetes; Paraglomerales; Paraglomeraceae
Source: the annotation of a GenBank genome assembly